Molecule: messenger RNA, 1461 nt
Organism: Didymosphaeria variabile
Lineage: Eukaryota; Fungi; Ascomycota; Dothideomycetes; Pleosporales; Didymosphaeriaceae
Exons: 3
Coding region: 1-1461 (486 amino acids)
Source: RefSeq, a predicted model, not a curated record
AUGCCCCCACGAAGUUUGUUAGGUCUACCCGAGGAAGUUCUUCUUUACAUCGUGGAAUCAGCAUGCGAAGGCGAAAAGUUCACCAGAAUCUAUAAUCUGCUGUUUGUGAAUCGUCAGAUCUCCCGUCUAGCACUGCCUUUCCUUUACCGACAUAUCCGGGACCGCGACUUUGUGGAUGAAGAAUACGAUGCGUUCCGAAAGCUCGUCCUCACUCUUCUUUUCAAUCCCGACAAAGCCAAAUUCGUGCAUUCAUUCAGUAUCGAACAAGGCGGUGAGCAUGGCGAGGGUCCGUCGUUGGCUGAUGCAAAGGGCGAUGCUGAAUUGAAAGAGCAUGGUUAUACGGCAGAGCAACACGCUGAGCUUCAACAAAUUAUUGAUGUUUUAUCUGAGUACGAAGAUGGCGAGGAGGCGGAGAAGACAUGGAAGAAGGAUUUUCUAGAUGAGCCGCUGAUGGGCGCGAUUCUGGCCUUGAUAUUACCGCGGUUACCUAAUCUUCAAGAGCUCACCAUUCUCGAUGUGUACAACCCAUACUGGAAGAUGUUCGAGUUUGUGAUCGAUGCUAUGACUGCGGCAUGUCAAGAUCCGAAAACGGGCGUGACGACGCCUUUUCCAAAAUUAGAGAAGGUCAAUAUGGGAGGUGCGGAUUGCAACAGCUCGAUCCCAGAGUACCCUCACUCCACCCUUCCCUUAACUAUCAUCGCGAAAUGGCCAUCUGUCAAAGCCAUAGACGGAAAGCAAAUUGGAGACGGUGACAGCUUUCUACAAGAAAACCCUGACAAGUGGUUUCUUGAUCUCAAGCCCCGAUCCACUAAUUACACAUCCCUCACCUUUCGGCCCAACAGCAAGUUCCUCGGCGAGCACCUCGUCCGCUUCUUGGACCAGCACAAAAAGACGCUGAAGUCAAUCACGCUGCAGCUCUACGUCAUGGAAACAGAGGAUGAAUAUUCCAUAUUUACGCCUAUGAAUUUCAAGGAGUACGCCGCUCUUCGGCACUUGAAUAUCGCUUUUGACCUCCUGUUCGGUUACUCAGACGAAUCCCCGCCUGACGCGACGGCCGCGCAAAAUCACAUCGUCGAUGCGCUGCCAGAGUCGUUGGAGACGCUGGAGAUAGUGCAGUGUGAGACGGAAGAGCAUGUCAGGGCUGCGACGGCGGCGGUGAGAACUGUGUUGAGACAGAAGGAGGAGAGGUGGCCGAGGCUUGAAAAGAUCAUGGUUGCGGUGGAGGAUCCUGGAUGGGAUAGUCUGAAGGGGAUACAGAAGGGGUUGCAGGAUGAGGGUGAAACCCAUGGGGUGAAGUUUGUACCGACGAGAUGCAGGGAGUGUUAUGUGAAUGGGCUGGAGUUUGGGGCUCCUGUACAAAACGAGGAUGAGUCAGGAGAAGAUGGGCAGGGGGACGAGGAUAGUGAGAGGGGAGAUGCAGAGAUGCAUGUACCAGAAGAAGGGGAAAAGGAAGGCGAAUGA